CAUAGAUUUACUUAGUGCAAAACUUUCACUUGGAUAUACUUUAAUUUCUGCUGGUAAAGUGGAAGCGGCACUGGACCUCAUACUGAUCAAUUCAUUCCCUCUGGUGGGCAACUCCGAGACAUCACUUAUCUGCAUCACCUCCAAAUGGCGUUCCCGUGAGUCUAUCACAAUAGACCGAGACCAAGAGGAUGUGACAAACCAGCACCGGGAACCACUGGAAGUUAAUGAAGAUUCAAAGAGACCAACAGCCAAAACAGUGGUAUGGAAGAGGGAACAGGCCAGUGAAACUAUUGGAGCAUAUUACUGUGAAGGGAAACUCAAGGAUGAGGUGACAAGGAUACAUACCAUGAAGAUGCCACUGGGAGCCUCAUUCCACCCGGUGGCGUUAACUGUUACAGCAAAUAAGGGAGAGCCUGUGAAUAUUUCCUUCAUCAGAAUGGCAGCAAAGGAGGAAGAUGCAGUGAUCUACAAAAAUGGCUCCUUCAUCCACUCUGUGCCCAGGCAUGAAGUGCCAGGGGAGCUGGAAGUCUCCUAUCCUCAAGUUCAGCCACAGGAUGCAGGGGUUUACUCUGCCAGAUAUAUAGGAGGAAACCUCUUUACUUCUGCUUACACAAGGCUUAUUGUAAGACGAUGUGAGGCGCAGAAAUGGGGCCCUUCCUGUAGCUCCCACUGCCCUUCCUGCAUGAACAAUGGCAUUUGUCAUGAAGAUACUGGGGAAUGCAUCUGUCCUCCAGGUUUUAUGGGAAAAACAUGUGAGAAAGCUUGUGGAGCCAAUACAUUUGGCAAAACGUGUGAAGAGAGCUGUAAAGAAAACUAUGGCUGCAGAAACUAUAUGUUCUGUCUACCAGAUCCAUAUGGUUGUUCUUGCGCCACAGGAUGGAUGGGACUGGAAUGUGAUAAAGAAUGCAAACCUGGUUUUUAUGGGUCAGAUUGCAAACUCAAAUGUAAUUGCCACAAUCGAGGGACAUGCGACAGAUUUAAGGGCUGCAUCUGCUCCCUUGGAUGGCAUGGUCUGCAAUGUGAAAAAGAAGGUAAAGCAAGGUAACACGAUCUUUCACCUCAGAUAGAAAACUUACUAGAUCCUGUAGAACUCAAUUCUGGCGUCGAGUUCAAGCCUUUUUGUAUAGCAACUGGGAUGCCACUUCCUAAAUCUGAAGAAUUUAAACUUUUGAAGCAAGACGGAACUGUCCUAAGGCCUGCCCUAACUGUUACCAGUAAUCGCUCUGAAGCCAUGUUUACGAUUAAUCGAAUCCAGCCCCGUGAUACAGGAACCUGGGUCUGCAGUGUGCAGACAGUAGCUGGAAUGGCAGAGAAACCAUUUCAAGUUACAGUCAAAGUUCCUCCUGUGCCACAGUAUGCCCCAAGGCUGACAGACAGUGGACAUAAUUUUCUCAUAAUUGAUAUCAAUGCUGAGUUACAUCUUGGAGAUGGACCUGUUGUGUCAACAAAACUCCUGUACAAGCCAGCAAAACGUUAUCAGUCCUGGAUGUCUGUGGAAGUGAAAGGCACAACCAAAAGACUGGACAAUCUGGAACCAAAAACAGAGUAUCAGUUCUGUGUUCAGCUGAGUCGGCAAGGGGAAGGUGGGGAAGGCCAUCCUGGACCACAGGCUAGCUUCACAACAGCUGCGCUUGGUCUUCCUCCACCAGAAGGUCUCACCCUCUUUCCAAAAAGUAUGACAUCACUGAAUUUGUCAUGGCAUCCUUUAACACUGAGGACAGAGGACGACAUUCGUGUUGAAGUGGAAAGGAAGAGUGUGAAUGACAACGGUGAUGAGAGCAGUGUUAUUACUCAAGUGCCAGGAAAUAUGUCCAACCUGAUCAUUAAAGAUCUUGAGCCUAGACAGCAAUACAUGUGCAGGGUACGGGUGAACACCAGGUCCCAAGGAGAAUGGAGCAACUAUCUGUAUGCAUGGACUUUCAGUGACAGAAUCCCUCCUGCACCGUACAACAUCAGGUUUUCUAACACCACAGACACAUCUUCAGUCAUCUCUUGGACAACUGCUGAGGGUCAUUCCAUCUCUUCCAUCAUCAUCAGCUACAAAAUUUAUGGCAAGGCUGAGUACAACCACAUUGAUAUUAUCAUAAAGAACACCAGCAUAACUCAAUACCAUCUCAAGGGCCUUGAGCCAAACACUGUGUACCAGGUUCAGAUUAAUGCUCAGAACAACAUUGGCUUGAGCAACCCAAACACAUCAUUUGAACUGAAGACUCUUCCAGAAACCAAAGCUCCAUAUGAAUCAAAAGGAGGAAAAAUGCUCCUUAUUGCUAUCCUUGGCUCUGCAGGGAUGACCUGUGUAACAAUUCUCCUGGCCUUUCUCAUCAUGCUGCAGUUAAAGCGAGCCAACUUCCAGCGCCGAAUGGCUCAGGCUUUCCAAAACGUGGUGAGAGAAGAGCCAGCUGUACAGUUUAACUCAGGAACUCUCACCCUGAGCAGGAAAGCCAAAAACAGCCCAGAUCCCACCAUUUAUCCAGUUCUUGAGUGGAAUGACAUAAAAUUUCAAGAUGUGAUUGGGGAAGGUAACUUUGGGCAAGUCCUGAAAGCACGCAUUAAGAAAGAUGGCUUACGCAUGGAUGCUGCAAUUAAAAGGAUGAAAGAAUAUGCCUCAAAAGAUGAUCACAGAGACUUUGCUGGAGAACUUGAAGUUCUUUGUAAACUUGGUCAUCAUCCCAACAUCAUAAAUCUUUUGGGAGCAUGUGAACAUCGGGGAUAUCUUUAUCUUGCUAUUGAAUAUGCCCCCCAUGGAAAUUUACUGGACUUCCUUCGGAAAAGCAGAGUGCUAGAGACAGACCCAGCAUUCGCUAUUGCCAACAGUACUGCAUCUACACUUUCCUCUCAGCAACUUCUGCAUUUUGCGGCAGACGUUGCUAGAGGGAUGGACUACUUGAGCCAGAAACAGUUUAUUCAUCGAGAUUUGGCAGCAAGAAACAUCUUGGUUGGAGAAAAUUAUGUUGCAAAAAUAGCUGACUUUGGCUUAUCAAGAGGCCAAGAAGUUUAUGUUAAGAAGACCAUGGGACGGCUUCCAGUGCGAUGGAUGGCAAUUGAAUCUUUGAAUUACAGUGUUUACACUACAAACAGUGAUGUAUGGUCAUACGGUGUCCUAUUAUGGGAAAUUGUUAGUUUAGGUGGAACACCUUAUUGUGGAAUGACAUGUGCAGAACUCUACGAAAAACUGCCUCAAGGGUACAGACUGGAAAAGCCUCUCAACUGUGAUGAUGAAGUGUAUGACCUAAUGAGACAGUGCUGGAGAGAGAAACCAUAUGAAAGACCAUCAUUUGCUCAGAUACUCGUGUCACUGAACAGGAUGUUAGAAGAAAGGAAGACCUAUGUGAAUACGACCCUAUACGAGAAGUUUACUUACGCAGGCAUUGAUUGCUCCGCUGAAGAAGCUGCUUAACACAGGAGAAAUCUUCAUUCAUCAAUGAUGUAUUGAAGAAAACCAAAACUUAAUCUGCUGGAGUCCAAAAUGUGAUGUGCUGUGUAGAACUGUGUAUAGCUCUAACUGUAUAUAAUACAGUAAUACUGUUUUACUGCAGAUAUGUAUGUGUAUAUCACACAGUA
Molecule: messenger RNA, 3561 nt
Organism: Balearica regulorum gibbericeps (East African grey crowned-crane)
Lineage: Eukaryota; Metazoa; Chordata; Aves; Gruiformes; Gruidae
Source: RefSeq, a predicted model, not a curated record